AGCACCAAGUACGCACCUGUUAACUACCCGGGAACGGAUCUCCUGGGGACCAGGAAGUCCGUAUCUAUAUAUGUACACGUGCUAUCUAAUGGUUACUUAAUCACACUUCCUGACCGCCCAUUUGUCAGCACGACCUCCCCACCUGCGACCCCGCCAACUUUCCGACCUCUAUCCACCUCUCCCUACAAUACCGUACAGUCCACAGAGCAGGACCGCAAAAACCAAACUGGCACUCAAACGCACGCUCGCCCGCAUGGCCAACUUCCAGAUCGACAUCAUCUCCGACACGGUCUGCCCCUGGUGCUACAUCGGGCACCGGCGCCUGCAGCGUGCGAUCUCCGCGUACCAGUCUCAGCACCCCACCUCCACCUUCAGCACGACCUACCACGCAUUCUACCUGAACCCGUCUGCGCCCUCUCCGUCCGUCGACAAGGCUGCGUACAUGGCCUCUCGCUUCCCCGCCGCACAACUCGCGGCAAUCCACUCCCGCCUCACCGCCGCCGGGCGCGACCUGGGAAUAACCUUCAGCUUCGGCGGCAAAACGGGGAACACGCGGUCGUCGCACCUUCUGAUCGAGCUGGGACGCUUACGCGGCGUGCAGACGGCCGUGGUCGAGCAAUUGUUCGCCGCGUACUUUGAGGCCGAGGAGGAUAUUACCGAUUUCGCGGUGUUAGUGAAGCGUGGGGUUGCCGGUGGGCUCGACGAGGAUGAGGCGUGGAAGUGGUUGCGUAGUGAUGGGGGUGGUGAGGAGGUCGAUAGCGAGGUUAAUGACGCGAAGAGACGCGGGAUCUCGGGGGUUCCCCAUUUUACUGUUAAUGGCAAGAGGAGUGUCAGUGGCGCGCAGGGUGAGAGUGCCUUCUUGGAGAUUUUUGAGGAGUUGGCGGCGGAGGAGAAUUAGAGGGGUUGGAAUUGGAGAGUUGGGGAAUAUAACGGUACAUCCAUAUCAUGCUCUUAGCCUGGAAUUCGCUGGUUAUGGAUGUGA
Messenger RNA from Tricharina praecox, 982 nucleotides. RefSeq names its product DSBA oxidoreductase. The record is from RefSeq and is a predicted model, not a curated record. The transcript is spliced from 2 exons. Bases 254 to 898 code for a protein of 214 amino acids. Lineage: Eukaryota; Fungi; Ascomycota; Pezizomycetes; Pezizales; Pyronemataceae. Gene Ontology annotation, molecular function: oxidoreductase activity.